UGUGGUUGUUAAAAAUUUGUUUCAGUCUUGAAAUACCGCUCCAUUGGUCUCCAUUAUGUUCCUGGUGCUGAAAAAGCUCGUGUAUUGGUAUUUCAAGGUGUUUGAGUAUGCAGACCCCAGAACGGAGGACCUUUGGCUGAUGAAGUCUCCGUUCCUCAUUGUGGGCUUCGCCGGAUUUUAUCUGUAUCUGGUCAACUACCUCAAGAGGUUCAUGAAACAACGUGAGCCUUACGACAUAAAACACGUGAUGUUGCUUUAUAAUGGUUUGCAGGUUGUUUUUAAUAGCUACAUUUUUUAUUACGCUUUGUUGGAGUCGCUGCAGCUGAGUCUGGCUUGCUCUCCUGUUAUUUAUUCACAUGAUCCUUGGCAACUAUUUAUUUUGAGGAUUGCUUACUUCUAUUUCAUAACUAAACUACUCGAUACUUUGGACACACUGUUCUUCAUCCUUCGUAAGAAAGACUCCCACGUGUCAUUCCUCCACACCUACCACCACUUCGGGAUGAUCCUGCUGACUUGGUUUGGGGUCAAAUUCUUGGGUGGUGGUCACAGCAUUUACCUGGGAGUCAUCAACUCCUUCGUGCACAUGUGCAUGUACUCCUACUACUUCCUCUCAGCCCUAGACGAGAAGUACAAGCAGAAGAUCUGGCUGAAGAAGCUCAUCACCCAGCUGCAGAUGAUACAAUUCUUCACCCUGACUUGCAUCUUCGGGUACCUUUUGUUCACCGACUGUUCGUACCCGAAGUACGCCUCCUUCGUGUUCGUACCCCAAUGCAUUUUCAUGCAGUGCCUGUUCGGGGAGUUUUACUACAGAACCUACAUCACCCCCAAGAAGAAAACUAAACUCUAUCAGGGGUACUUUUGGAUAUUCGAAGAAUGUCCAGAUCCAAGAGUAAACGAUUAUUUUCUUCUGGCAAGUCCUUUGCAUGUACUUCCAGUUGGAAUAGCUUACCUCUACUUCUGCCUCAACUUGGGACCAAGGCUGAUGAAGAACAGAGAAGCUUUCGACUUAAAGUACACCCUCAUCAUUUUUAACAUCAUACAAGUGGUGGUUAAUGCUUACGUUUUACUUGGGGUUGUGAUUUAUUUGCCCAAACUGGACUUAUAUUGUGGAGACGUUGAUUACUCAGUCAAUCCAGACACUCAACGUCUAAUUGGGACAAUUUACAUCUACUUCUUGAUGAAAAUACUUGAUUUGCUGGACACUGUGUUUUUCGUGCUGAGAAAGAAACAGUCACAGGUCUCCUUCCUGCACGUCUAUCACCACUUCAACAUGGUGAUGGCCAGCUGGAUAGCCAUGAAAUUUUUGGCUGGAGGUGCCACCAUAGUCGUCGGAGCUGUCAACGCCUUCGUACACAUCGUCAUGUACAGUUACUACCUUCUGACUGCCUACGAUGAAAACUACAAGAACAGUAUUUGGUGGAAGAAGCACAUAACUCAGCUACAACUGGUGCAGUUCUUGUUCUUCAUCUUGUACUUCGGAAGGUAUUUCUUCAUCAGUGGUUGCACCUACCCAUUGUUCAUCACGUUCCUCUUCAUACCUCAGAACUUCUUCAUGCUGUGCCUCUUCGGAGAGUUUUACUACAGAACGUACAUUAAGGGGAGCAAACCAGCUAAAACAACAGGUUGACUGUUAUUUGUUGUUAAUAAAAAGUGUGAUUUAAAUGUCCGUAAGACUUAAAUGCGUACCUUAACCAGAACUUAGCUUCGUAUUAAUUUAAUUUCAUGCAAUUUUAAUGUAAACUUAUUAUAGAAUAAAGUUAUAAUUAAUUAAAA
Messenger RNA from Aethina tumida (small hive beetle), 1773 nucleotides. RefSeq lists its product as uncharacterized. The transcript has 10 exons. Lineage: Eukaryota; Metazoa; Arthropoda; Insecta; Coleoptera; Nitidulidae. The record is from RefSeq and is a predicted model, not a curated record. The coding region runs from base 56 to 1627 and encodes 523 amino acids. Gene Ontology annotation, molecular function: fatty acid elongase activity. Gene Ontology annotation, cellular component: endoplasmic reticulum membrane. Gene Ontology annotation, biological process: sphingolipid biosynthetic process; fatty acid elongation, saturated fatty acid; very long-chain fatty acid biosynthetic process.